AGUCAAUACUACAACCACCUUCGCACUAUCAACACGAAAAAUAUCUACACUCAAAAACCCACCUCUCCCUCUCUAUGCCCAAGAACCAACCAAAAUGAGACUCACAACGGCUUCCAUCAUCACCCUCCUCGUCCCCCUCGCCACCUGCAUCUGCAAAGACACCGAAGUCGGCGUCGGCUACAUCAACUACGAACACAAAGCAGACCGCAAGGGUGCCCUCAUAGCCAACGACUGCAACGUCAUCAACCAUAGCAAUACAGAUAACUACUGCUACGGAUGGGGCGAAACAUACCAAGUGCAUUGCGACGAAGACCACAGGAAUGCCCAGUCCGUGACGAUCAAAAAGCAGGGCAGGAUUGACGAGUACCAGUGCGGCGAUUAUGUGACGGGAGAACAGUGUACUGGGGGAGUUGUAGUGGGGAAGUGCUGCAGGUUGUUGUAGGUUUAGGAGGGAUCUGUUAUUGUCAUGAUUAUAAUUUUACUUUCUGUCUUUCUUUCAGAUAUAUGUUGUUUUCUGGCGGGGUUUUCUUCCCAUGGAAGCAUAACAGUCU
Molecule: messenger RNA, 551 nt
Organism: Aspergillus candidus
Lineage: Eukaryota; Fungi; Ascomycota; Eurotiomycetes; Eurotiales; Aspergillaceae
Exons: 1
Coding region: 95-442 (115 amino acids)
Source: RefSeq, a predicted model, not a curated record